AUGCCGCCCGCUCGGGCCAGUCUGUGUGUCAGGGACCGUGUCUCGCCCCGACGUGCUGGAGACCCCCGGCACCGACGCCCCUCCCGAACCUUCCUGUUAAGUGCUUUAAAACUUAAGCGCCAUAGCAGCGAGCCUCUGCGGGAGCGCCCGGCGCCCGCCUCGCCCUCCUGCCCGGGAUGCUGGGCACGGCCCGGCCCGCCUUGACCCGCCCAGCCUCUGCGCUCCCCUUCGCUUCGCGGGUCAGUAGUGGACGCAAGGAACUGCUCGGGGCUGCCCCGGGCCCGGCCUCUCCUGCCCUGGCCGCCCGCCGGCAGCUCCGGGCCAGAGGGCGGCUGCGGCGCGGGGCCCGGCCUCGGUGGGCAGCACAGGGGACCCCGGCGCGCCAUCUGGAUGCCGAGCGCGAGCGCGUUUGAAGUGGCGGGGCUCUUUGUUCGCCAGGCCGCUCUGGCUCCGGGCCUGGAGGUGUUUACGGCUUUGAUGCCUUUGAACCUAUUCCCAGGACCGGGCUCAAUUAGGCCCGGGCCUGCGGGCUGUCAGGCGAGCCGCCUGAUCCAGGGCGGGCUGGGCCGUUAUUGAAGUUGAACCCGGGCCGGGGAGCGCUCGGCCUCCGCUGCUCCGUGUCCUGCCGCGGGCCGCGAGGUGGGGCCCGCGGGCCGCGACCACCGCGCUAGGAAACCCGAGGGCCGCCGCGCGCCGGCCUUUCGCGCUGGUCUCCGAGGGCUCUGGUUCCGGCCGCUCUUGGGGACGUUUUCCCAACAGUCGGUCAAGGAAGGCAGAACUCUAUGA
This is a messenger RNA of Propithecus coquereli (Coquerel's sifaka), 786 nucleotides long. Its product is annotated as collagen alpha-1(I) chain. The record is from RefSeq and is a predicted model, not a curated record. NCBI's taxonomy places the organism in Eukaryota, Metazoa, Chordata, Mammalia, Primates, Indriidae.